Messenger RNA from Fusarium poae, 1089 nucleotides. RefSeq lists its product as uncharacterized. The record is from RefSeq and is a predicted model, not a curated record. NCBI's taxonomy places the organism in Eukaryota, Fungi, Ascomycota, Sordariomycetes, Hypocreales, Nectriaceae. Bases 1 to 1089 code for a protein of 362 amino acids. The transcript is spliced from 3 exons. Gene Ontology annotation, molecular function: nitronate monooxygenase activity.
AUGGCCUCACCACAGAAGCUCCGAACUCCCAUCACCGAUCUUUUCAAGAUCAAACAUCCCGUCCUCCUCGCGGGCAUGAACGUCGCUGCUGGUCCCAAGCUUGCCGCCGCUGUCUCCAACGCUGGUGGACUCGGUGUCAUUGGUGGUGUCGGCUAUACUCCUGACAUGCUGCGCGAACAAAUCGCCGAGCUCAAGAGCUACCUCGACGACAAGAACGCUCCCUUCGGUGUCGACCUGCUUCUUCCCCAGGUUGGCGGUAGCGCUCGCAAGACUAACUACGAUUACACCAAGGGUAAGCUCAACGAGCUGGUCGAUAUUAUCAUCGAGGAGGGUGCAAAGCUCUUUGUUUCUGCCGUCGGUGUUCCUCCCAAGGCUGUUGUUGACAAGCUACACGCCAAUGGUAUCGUCUACAUGAACAUGAUCGGCCACGUCAAGCACGUCCAGAAGUGCCUCGACCUCGGUGUCGAUAUCAUCUGCGCCCAGGGUGGUGAGGGUGGUGGCCACACCGGUGAUAUCCCCACAACUGUCCUCAUCCCCGCUGUUGUGGACAUCUGUAAGAAGCACAAGUCCCCUAUCACUGGCGGUCCUGUCCAGGUUAUUGCUGCCGGUGGUAUCCACAACGGCCAGCUCCUCGCCGCCUCCCUUAUGAUGGGUGCCGGUGCUGUCUGGGUAGGAACCCGCUUCAUUCUCACCGAUGAGGCUGGUGCCCCCAAGGCUCACAAGGAAGCCGUUCGCACAUCUGGACAUGACGACAACAUUCGUACCAUCAUCUGGACAGGCCGUCCUAUGCGCGUCCGCAACAACGAUUACAUCAACGACUGGGAGACCAACCGCCAGGCAGAGAUCAAGGAGCUCGUCUCCAAGGGUGUCAUUCCCUACGAGGCCGAUCUUGAUAAGCUUGCCGAAAGCACCAGCGAGAGCGAAAACGACGACGAUGAAGACAUACUUGACAAGUACCGACCUUACCUUAUGGGCAAGUGCGCAGCCGUUGUCAACGAGCAGAAGCCUGCCAAGGCUGUCGUUGAUGAGUUCGUGGACGACGCCGUUGCUUGGUUGCAAAAGGGCAACAAGAUGAUUGCCAAGCUGUAA